AUGUUAUUGCUUAAGAAGAAAGAUAGGAGCAUGAUGUUGUAUGUGGAUUACAUGAAGUUGAAUAAGGUUACUAUUAAGAACAAGUAUCCUCUUCCUAGGAUUGACGACCUUAUGGAUCAUUUGGUUGGAGCUUGUGUAUUUAGCAAGAUUGAUUUGAGACCAGGUUAUCAACAGAUUCAAGUAAAGUCAAAAGAUAUUUUAAAGACUACAUUUAGAACUCGUUACAAUCAUUUUGACUAUUCGGUGAUGUCGUUCGGUCCUAAUAAGUAUAUGGGAAAAAGUAAAGAAAAAACGCAACAAAUCGCAAAGGAAGUUAUGGUUCAGAACGCCAGAAACAUGAGGCGUGGUAGGAGUGUUGGUAGAGGCGCUAGUAGAGGUGUAGGUAGGAAUGUGAGUGGUGAAGCUACUCCCGAAGGGGUAGCUAACAUCCCUAUGGGACGAGAAGAUCAUUCCCAAACUGGAACGAACUAUCAAGCUGACACUCGAGAUGUUCGCGAACUUGCUGCGGUUGUGUUAGUUCAAACACAACAAAAUGCUCAAAUCCUGCAAAUCACUCGUGAUCAUCAACUUUUUCAGCAACAACAAAGAGAAAUUGUGCAUGAAGAUACAAGAUUGAACUCGUUUCUGAGAGGUAAACCACUACAGUUUUGUGGUGACUUUAAUCCGGAGGGUGCUGAGAAAUGGUUGCAAGAGAUAAAAAAUAUAUUUUCUUUCACUCACUGUAGAGAGAAUAGAAGAGUCGGUUAUGCAACAUUCAUGCUAACAGGCGACGCUGAAGCCUGGUGGAGAGGAAAACAUAGAUUAUUGGAAGAGGAAGGAAGAGAGAUCAACUGGAUCAUGUUCAAAGAAGAAUUUUUGGGGAAGUAUUUUCCAAAGCUAUGUAGGAAAGAGAAGGAGAGAGAAUUCCAGAACCUGUGUCAAGGUAUGAUGACGGUGGGAGAGUAUACUAGGAAGUUUGAAUCCUUGCUAAAGUAUUCUGAAUUUUACCGCUUGCAUCCAAGGGAAGAAUGGAUGUGUGAAAAGUAUCAAGAUGGAUUGAAAUAUGAUAUCCAGAGGGCGGUUCUACCUCUGCAUAUUAUGCGCUUUGGUGAGCUGAUAGAAAGAUGUUUGGAGUUAGAAGGAAUUGACAAUAGGAAGAAUCAAUAUGGAUCAGGAGUACCAACCCGAAACAACAAUCACAAGGGCCAUUUUAACCGAGGCCAUGGAGGAAGGACCCAACAAGGGGGUAGGCCAUAUCAAAGGCCUACACCAUAUCAUAACCAGGAUUCUAGGAGGUUAAUGUUCAAGUGUUACAGUUGUGGAGGGGCACAUCUUAACAAAGAUUGUCCAAAUAUAAAUAUUGGAGCUUGUUUUCAUUGUGGUCAGAAGGGCCAUUUUCUCAAAGAUUGUCCCCAAGGACAAAAUCAACCAACAAGCCAGAAGAGCGUCCUAAUAAACAAUAACAAUGUAGGGAGAGCAAGGAACGGAGGCCCAAAUGUUGGUCAAGGACCUCAUAAUCAGAAUAAGCCAACCACAGGAAGAGUAUUUGCAAUUAGAGGAGCUGACAUCUCAAAGUCAGAUGGGUUAAUCCAAGGUAUGUGUCUAAUUGGAGAUAAGUUGGUAUCAAUAUUAUACGAUUCAGGAGCUACACAUUCAUUUAUAUCUACAUCUUGUACGGAAAUUUUGGGAUUUGAAAUUGUUGAUCUCAACUAUAAGUUGACCAUUACAACUCCCUUGGGAGAAAGAAUGGUUACUUGUUCAAUCUGUGCAGACAACCCUGUGAUUUUAGAAAAUAGAAGAUUCUUAGUAGAUCUUGUAGUACUUCCGCUAAAAGACUUAGAUGUCUUCUUAGGAAUGGAUUGGUUAUCAGCCAACGAUGUAAACUUGGGGUGCAAGAAGAAAAUUUUAACGUUUGGAGAAGAUAGUGGAGAAGUCAUAAAGGUGGAAACUCUCACCCAAAAAUUUAUGAUGUUAUUCUCUAUGUCGGAAGGAGAAACCCCUAGUGUUGAAAAUCUUCCAGUGGUCUGUGAAUUCCCGGAAGUUUUUCCAGAAGAGGUUCCAGGUUUACCACCGGUUAGGGAAGUGGAGUUUUCUAUAGACUUGGUUCCAGGCACUGGACUAAUUUCUAUAUCUCCUUAUCAAAUGUCACCCUCAGAUAUGGCUGAGUUAAAGAAACAGUUAGACGAGAUGUUAGAGAAGGAAUUUAUUAGACCGAGUGUAUCGCCAUGGGGAGCUCCAGUCUUGUUUGUUAAGAAGAAGGAUGGUUCUUCUAGACUUUGUGUAGAUUACAGACAACUUAAUAAAGCUACUGUAAAAAACAAGUAUCCUUUGCCUAUAAUCGAUGACUUGAUGGACCAGUUAAAGGGAGCAUCGGUAUUCUCGAAGAUUGACUUGAUGUAUGGAUAUCAUCAGAUCAGGGUGAAGGAGGAUGAUAUUCCAAAAACAGCUUUCAGAUCCCGUUAUGGACACUAUGAGUACUUAAUAAUGCCAUUUUGUUUGACUAAUGCUCCAGCAGUAUUCAUGGAUUACAUGAAUAGGAUCUUUAGGUCAUACUUAGAUCAAUUUUUUGAAGUUUUCAUCGAUGACAUUUUGAUUUAUUCCAAGAAUGAGGUAGAGCAUGAAGGACAUUUGAGAAUUGUGCUACAUAUAUUAAAGGACCACCAAUUGUACGCGAAAUUCUCGAAAUGUGAAUUUUGUUUGAAGGAGGUGCAAUUUCUUGGUCAUGUUAUUAGUAAAGAAGGUAUUGCAGUAGACCCGAGUAAAGUUGAAGCAGAAACAAAGUAG
This is a messenger RNA of Lathyrus oleraceus (garden pea), 2763 nucleotides long. RefSeq lists its product as uncharacterized. The transcript has 3 exons. The record is from RefSeq and is a predicted model, not a curated record. Gene Ontology annotation, molecular function: nucleic acid binding; zinc ion binding. NCBI's taxonomy places the organism in Eukaryota, Viridiplantae, Streptophyta, Magnoliopsida, Fabales, Fabaceae. Bases 1 to 2763 code for a protein of 920 amino acids.